CGUUACGGUUACGCAUUAACUUCCACAAGUCAAACGAAUUUCCAAAAACAAAAAAAAUCCUCAAAAUUCCGAUGGGCUCCGCCGGAAACCCCGCCGAUAUCGUAACCGACCCGGAACCAGGACCCGAGACUUCUCUUCUCCACAAUCCUCACGGAGAAUCAACCACCGGCAAAACCCCUUCCGAUUCCUUCCACUUGGCUUACAUCAUCUACUUCACGCUCGGCGUUGGCUUUCUCCUCCCAUGGAACGCUUUCAUCACCGCCGUCGAUUACUUCUCCUACCUCUACCCUUCCACCGCCGUAGAUCGGAUCUUCGCCGUUGUUUACAUGCUCGUCGGACUUAUCGGUCUUCUCGUUAUCGUCGUGUUCUACGCGCACAAGAGCCUCGCUAGCUUCAGGAUCAAUCUCGGUCUGCUACUCUUCGUAAUCGCUUUGCUUGUGGUUCCUGUUUUGGAUCUGGUCUAUAUCAAGGGGCAAGUCGGUUUAUACGCCGGAUUCGAUAUCACUUCCGUCGCACUUGGGCUCUCCGGUGUCGCCGAUGCUCUUAUGCAGGGAGGUCUAAUCGGCGUAGCUGGUGAAAUGCCUGAGAGGUAUACUCAAGCUAUUAUCGCCGGAACUGCUGGCUCCGGUGUUCUUGUUUCACUAUUGAGGAUCUUGACUAAAGCUGUGUAUCCUCAAGAUCCUGAUGGGUUAAGAAAAAGUGCGAAUCUUUACUUUGCUGUGGGAAUUGUUGUGAUGGUGAUCUGUGCUGUGUCCUACAACGUAGCGCAUAGACUUCCCGUGAUCAAGUACUAUGAAGAGCGCAAGGCUCAAGCACUGCUCAAAGAGAGUCAAGAUAAAGGUUCUUUGACCGGACCGGCGUGGAGGAAAACACUCUGGCAGAUCGUGACGAGAGUUAAGUCUCAUGGUUUCGGGAUCGUUCUCAUAUACAUUGUCACGUUGUCGAUAUUCCCUGGCUACAUUACCGAGGAUGUUCAUUCUGAGCUUCUCAAAGAUUGGUUCCCUGUUCUACUUAUCGCAGCCUUCAACGUGUUUGACUUGGUUGGGAAGUCUUUGACCGCUGUUUUCAUGCUUGGAGAUGAGAAAAUCGCUGUUGGUGGUUGCAUUGCUAGGCUAUUGUUUUACCCUCUCUUCUGGGGUUGCUUGCACGGUCCAAUGUUUCUAAGGACCGAGAUUCCUGUAGCUAUACUGACAUGCUUAUUGGGACUCACUAAUGGGUACUUGACAAGCGUCCUGAUGAUUCUGACUCCAAAAUCUGUUCCACUGCAACACUCUGAGACAGCAGACCCUUUGUCUUCAAUGCCUGAAGGGCAAUUUUCUGAGCCGUCUCCUGAAACUGAGUUGCUUCCUGUCACCAAAUUAACACCGAAGAAGAUUGAGUAAUUGAGCCUCAAGAAAGAUGUAACUUCAAUCAACUUGCUGAGCCACAAGUUCGAAACCCCGAUCAAAGCUAUCAAGUUUGAAUCACCGUGCUUAGUGUGUUGAGCCUUCCUGGUAGAUUAGUAUCUUUAAGGGUUUGGUCGUCUUCUUUGAUGUGGACGAUGGAACCUCUCCUUCAGCCUCUGCAAAAGCUGCAAUCAAGAAACAAGCUCUGUCUUGAACAAACCAUUAUCUACAGUGUACGAUCAAUACAUAUGAUCAAAGCAACGAAGAACACACAAAUGUUCCUACAGAGGAUUUGAACAGGGUAAGAACAGAAGCUGAUGCAUUGUUCCUUUUCGAUUCUCUAUCACAGACACUUCUACUUCUCGGAAACUUUGAAGCCGACGGAACAGCACAACUUUCCUCAGCAUCGCCGGACUCUCUACUGAAAAAACACAGCAGCACUUAGCAUGUGUUAGAAAUAUUAAUAAUUUUUCUCUCCUACUAUCUCUAUUACCAAACACUAUACUGUAAUUCUAUAAUCGUUUUUUAAUUUGA
This is a messenger RNA of Eutrema salsugineum, 1919 nucleotides long. RefSeq names its product equilibrative nucleotide transporter 1. The record is from RefSeq and is a predicted model, not a curated record. Gene Ontology annotation, molecular function: nucleoside transmembrane transporter activity. The transcript has 3 exons. Bases 72 to 1382 code for a protein of 436 amino acids. Gene Ontology annotation, biological process: nucleoside transmembrane transport. Gene Ontology annotation, cellular component: plasma membrane. NCBI's taxonomy places the organism in Eukaryota, Viridiplantae, Streptophyta, Magnoliopsida, Brassicales, Brassicaceae.